CAUAAAUAAUCUAUAAAAUUCAGUGUUAGAUGAAGCGUGCAGAUGCAAUUCAUUUUAAUGCGGUCAUUGAAUACAUUGAAUACUAUGUUCAAAAUACGAUGCUUGAUUGUCAUAUCCAUUCAAACUUCCGUAAUCAACUUCUUAAGCUUUGGAUAAAAAAGUAAAUAAAUAUGGACGUUUCAUUUUACUUUACUUUUGUGGCUGUUCUUGCUCUUCUGGGUAAUGAUAAACUAGUGAAGGCGGCUUCUUGUAACACGAUGCGUCCAAACUAUCCAAUAUGUAAAGAAUAUUUACAAAUUACAAAUGGGAGAGCUUGUUACUUCGGAAAUUACAAUACUCUAGCAAGUAUUUCUUGUUACGACCCGUAUACCUUUGACGCAAACGCUGUAUUUUCAUGUACUGGACAAGAUAAAAGAUGGCUCCCAAAAGCACAUGCAGUGUGUACAUUUACAGUUCCGGUCACUUCGCAGCUUUACUCGUCCGAAAGUAACUUGUUCUCCAGUGCCAUAAGUUUAGGUAUGUAAACUAUGUUUCUUCUAAUACUGAAUGUAUUAGCCUCGGCUUACAAUGGAUGAUGACGUAUAUAUUAUAAAUAAUCGCAGCUGUUGCAAUUUCAACCUUUGAUAAAAAAGAGUUUGUGCAUUGAUAUAAAUUCGUUAGGGACAGGUUAAAAUCAUCCGGUUAGCUCAUAAAGUAGUGAGUUGGACAGAGCAUUUGUCGACCCGGGUUCGAUUAUCGGACGGUGCAGGUCCCUUUGGUUGUAAUUGAUCAUGAAAUCAUUUCCUCGGUCAUUAGCUUUUUCAUGUACAGAAGUUAUCAGUUCCUUGCGAAUGUGAUA
This is a messenger RNA of Ruditapes philippinarum (Manila clam), 838 nucleotides long. RefSeq lists its product as uncharacterized. The transcript is spliced from 4 exons. The record is from RefSeq and is a predicted model, not a curated record. The coding region runs from base 171 to 524 and encodes 117 amino acids. NCBI's taxonomy places the organism in Eukaryota, Metazoa, Mollusca, Bivalvia, Venerida, Veneridae.